AUGGAUUGCAUCGACGAAGAGUUGACAAAAACGAACGUCUUUCAACUAGACAUUUUGAUCCCGUUAAUUGAAAUUUUCGAUGUAUACAUGUUGCUGAAACAUGAAUUAAGUCCAGACGAGUUCUGCAUUUAUUUGUUCGUUAAGGAGGAAGAAUCAGAUAGAUCUAAAAUGGAAUUCAACCCAGUUAAACAACACUUUCAUAAUCACGAGGAGCUCCAGACUCUACCGAGCUCGUUGCAAAAUAUAAUUGUCGAUUUGCUGAUGCAUAUUGCUCGUUACGUGACUUUCUUGGAAUCGGUAGGUAAGGAUUAUUUAGAUAAGCAGAAUUGUCGUAAGUACAAUCAGCUGCAUCAGAUUAUGGUAUUCGUGUAUAUUCUGUCGUACAGAAUAUUCACUCUAUUUUUCGAGGAUUCCAUCAAUUGUUUCGUUCAUUUCAAAGUAAAAAGAAUGUUGUCCCUUAUUACGUAUCUCCUUCGCACGGAAACGCCAACUUUGUAUCAUAAAAAGGGUUGCUUAAUAUACGAGGAAGAUUUCGUGGAUCAGAAUCUCGUGUUGCCAUUUUUGGAUGCCACACCAUGUUUAGAGAAACUCCGGGAUCAUUUGAAAAAUUAUCUGAAAGACGUGGAACCGCGUAAAAAAGAGUUAACGACUCCCAUGCAGAUGAACGUUUUAAAUCGAUUUAGCCCGGCUACAAAGACUCCACCUAAUACUCCCGAACCUGUCGAGGUAAAACAAACGGCAGCAUCUAUAUUAAGGGAAUGCGCGCGAGUAAUUAGCGACGAAGAGAAAGAAAUCAAAAAAUUGAAAGCGCUAACGGCAGGCGGGCUUGAUCCGUCUUCGGUACAAAAAUUCGAGGAGGAGAAACGACAACAGCAGAGGGAAGAAGAGUUGUUAAAAAUACAAGAGAAACAUCUUUUAGGAUUGCUCACUCGAGAGGGUGCGUUUAUCGCGAAACAGUUGUUAUUGGAUGAUGUUAAGGCUCACGCAAAAAAUGUGCGGAAGGAGAAACAAGAACUGUAUGAGAGAUUAGAAAAGUGGAGGGAGAACCACAAUAAGGAAAUGAUGGAGGUUGUUGAAAAGUGUCGCGAAAUGGAACAGGCUUCUCGAGAAGCUUUCAACCAUAUGAUCGACGAAAAAAGACAAAAGGCCGCUGAAGUUUCCGAAGAGUCACGUCAGCUUAGAGCUCAGUUGGCUAAACAGAGGGAGGAAGAGACUCAGCGAAAGAUUAAAUUGAUUCAAGAGAUCAAGACGAUCCAGUCCUUGCGCGCAUUACCAUUUAAGGACUUCGACCCCACCGAAUCAAGUGGCUUGGGUCUUCUAUGCGAAAUGUCUUUAGCAGAGGUCCACAGCAUUUUUACAAUAUAA
Molecule: messenger RNA, 1365 nt
Organism: Ceratina calcarata
Lineage: Eukaryota; Metazoa; Arthropoda; Insecta; Hymenoptera; Apidae
Exons: 9
Coding region: 1-1365 (454 amino acids)
Source: RefSeq, a predicted model, not a curated record